Molecule: messenger RNA, 8063 nt
Organism: Nomascus leucogenys (northern white-cheeked gibbon)
Lineage: Eukaryota; Metazoa; Chordata; Mammalia; Primates; Hylobatidae
Gene: FLRT2
Product: fibronectin leucine rich transmembrane protein 2
Exons: 2
Coding region: 887-2869 (660 amino acids)
Molecular function (GO): protein binding
Source: RefSeq, a predicted model, not a curated record
CUUCUCUAGGGAGUGUCAGGCGCACACAGGGUUAAGUUAGUUCCCUCCCUGGUAGGAGGGAGAGGAGGAGGAGGGGAAAAGCAGCAUACUGUCUCAGGCUGGGUACCUUGUAGUUAGUUGUACGUUCGAAACCUGUCGCCGUCACUUGGGCGUUUGGUGUUAUCCAUUGUCACCGCGGAGGAACGAGCGCUCGAGAUAACAUCAGUGCCCGCAAAUCUCCGCGCCAAGGCGCUGCGCUACUCCCUUCCGAGGUGCGCCUCUGGUCUUUCGUCCCGCGUGCCCAGCAGCGGCGAGGCGGCAUCUCCGCUCCCGCCGCCGUGUCCACCGAGCCCUGGGAUCAGGGUGGCAGUUCUCAACGAUGGGCAGGAGGGACCUCGGCGGCGACCCCUAAAACAAUACCAUGCCCCGGGAGCCCCGCCGCUGCCGCGCCAGCGUCUUCCCUUUCCACCUCCCUGACCCUGUCGGAUUCGGAUGAGCCCAUUGCGAGGAGAAGACGCAGCCGUCAGAUUGCAGAUUGAACUUAACCAAGAAGUUCAUAGGCUAAUCAAGGCUGGCUUGACCUACGAAAGAAGAAGAGAGUUCUGCCUGCCCACUUGGGCUUGUGUUGACACGGCUGAUAACUUGCCAUCACCUGUUGCCAGUGUGGAAAAAUUCUCCCUGUUGAAUUUUUUGCACAUGGAGGACAGCAGCAAAGAGGGCAACACAGGCUGAUAAGAACAGAGACAGCAGGGAGAUUAUUUUACCAUAUGCCCUCAGGACGUUCCCUCUAGCUGGAGUUCUGGACUUCAACAGAACGCCAUCCAGUCAUUUUGAUUUUGCUAUCUGUUUAUUUUUUUUUUCUUUUUCUUUUUCCCACCACAUUGUAUUUUAUUUCUGUACUUCAGAAAUGGGCCUACAGACCACAAAGUGGCCCAGCCAUGGGGCUUUUUUCCUGAAGUCUUGGCUUAUCAUUUCCCUGGGGCUCUACUCACAGGUGUCCAAACUCCUGGCUUGCCCUAGUGUGUGCCGCUGCGACAGGAACUUUGUCUACUGUAAUGAGCGAAGCUUGACCUCAGUGCCUCUUGGGAUCCCGGAGGGCGUAACCGUGCUCUACCUCCACAACAACCAAAUUAAUAAUGCUGGAUUUCCUGCAGAACUGCACAAUGUACAGUCGGUGCACACGGUCUACCUGUAUGGCAACCAACUGGACGAAUUCCCCAUGAACCUUCCCAAGAAUGUCAGAGUUCUCCAUUUGCAGGAAAACAAUAUUCAGACCAUUUCACGGGCUGCUCUUGCCCAGCUCUUGAAGCUUGAAGAGCUGCACCUGGAUGACAAUUCCAUAUCCACAGUGGGGGUGGAAGACGGGGCCUUCCGGGAGGCUAUUAGCCUCAAAUUGUUGUUUUUAUCUAAGAAUCACCUGAGCAGUGUGCCUGUUGGGCUUCCUGUGGACUUGCAAGAGCUAAGAGUGGAUGAAAAUCGAAUUGCUGUCAUAUCCGACAUGGCCUUCCAGAAUCUCACGAGCUUGGAGCGUCUUAUUGUGGAUGGGAACCUCCUGACCAACAAGGGUAUCGCCGAGGGCACCUUCAGCCAUCUCACCAAGCUCAAGGAAUUUUCAAUCGUACGUAAUUCGCUGUCCCACCCUCCUCCCGAUCUCCCAGGUACGCAUCUGAUCAGGCUCUAUUUGCAGGACAACCAGAUAAACCACAUUCCUUUGACAGCCUUCUCAAAUCUGCGUAAGCUGGAACGGCUGGAUAUAUCCAACAACCAACUGCGGAUGCUGACUCAAGGAGUUUUUGAUAAUCUCUCCAACCUGAAGCAGCUGACAGCUCGGAAUAACCCUUGGUUUUGUGACUGCAGUAUUAAGUGGGUCACGGAAUGGCUCAAAUAUAUCCCUUCAUCUCUCAACGUGCGGGGUUUCAUGUGCCAAGGUCCUGAACAAGUCCGGGGGAUGGCGGUCAGGGAAUUAAAUAUGAAUCUUUUGUCCUGUCCCACCACGACCCCCGGCCUGCCUCUCUUCACCCCAGCCCCAAGUACAGCUUCUCCGACCACUCAGCCUCCCACCCUCUCUAUUCCAAACCCUAGCAGAAGCUACACGCCUCCGACUCCUGCCACAUCGAAACUUCCCGCGAUUCCUGACUGGGAUGGCAGAGAAAGAGUGACCCCACCUAUUUCUGAACGGAUCCAGCUCUCUAUCCAUUUUGUGAAUGAUACUUCCAUUCAAGUCAGCUGGCUGUCUCUCUUCACCGUGAUGGCAUACAAACUCACAUGGGUGAAAAUGGGCCACAGUUUAGUAGGGGGCAUUGUUCAGGAGCGCAUAGUCAGCGGUGAGAAGCAACACCUGAGCCUGGUUAACCUAGAGCCCCGAUCCACCUAUCGGAUUUGUUUAGUGCCACUGGAUGCUUUUAACUACCGCGCUGUAGAAGACACCAUUUGUUCAGAGGCCACCACCCAUGCCUCCUAUCUGAACAACGGCAGCAACACAGCGUCCAGCCAUGAGCAGACGACGUCCCACAGCAUGGGCUCCCCCUUUCUGCUGGCGGGCUUGAUCGGGGGAGCGGUGAUAUUUGUGCUGGUGGUCUUGCUCAGCGUCUUUUGCUGGCACAUGCACAAAAAGGGGCGCUACACCUCCCAGAAGUGGAAAUACAACCGUGGCCGGCGGAAAGAUGAUUAUUGCGAGGCAGGCACCAAGAAGGACAACUCCAUCCUGGAGAUGACAGAAACCAGUUUUCAGAUCGUCUCCUUAAAUAACGAUCAACUCCUUAAAGGAGAUUUCAGACUGCAGCCCAUUUACACCCCAAAUGGGGGCAUUAAUUACACAGACUGCCAUAUCCCCAACAACAUGCGAUACUGCAACAGCAGCGUGCCAGACCUGGAGCACUGCCAUACGUGACAGCCAGAGGCCCAGCGUUAUCAAGGCGGACAAUUAGACUCUUGAGAACACACUCGUGUGUGCACAUAAAGACACGCAGAUUACAUUUGAUAAAUGUUACACAGAUGCAUUUGUGCAUUUGAAUACUCUGUAAUUUAUACGGUGUACUAUAUAAUGGGAUUUAAAAAAAGUGCUAUCUUUUCUAUUUCAAGUUAAUUACAAACAGUUUUGUAACUCUUUGCUUUUUAAAUCUUAAAAAAAAUAGUUGCUGAAGUACUGUACAGGGUUGUACAAUGAGAACCCAAUGCCAAGGCAAAAAGAACGAGUGAUUCUUCCUUAGGAUACACAUCAACCACUUUGCUGUUGAAGCUGUCAGAAUAAAUUCCUGGUGGUCAGAUGAAAGGGCAGAUUAAAUGGACUCAUCAGGGUAAGAGGAAUAAUAUGGGUAAAACAAGAAAUGGCCCAGAUAGUUUCACACUAUUCCUAUACCUCCAGGUCCGGAAGACAGGUAAAAAAUUAUAUAAUGUAAGAAUGGAGGUAGUUACCCUAAUUUGACCCUGUGUGGGAAAUGCUGAAAGCACCAAGAGGAAGCCAGUUCCCAUGAGAUAAGUUAACCCGGCCUGACAGAAUCAAGAAAAUUGAGAUUUGAAAGGACCUGAAAAUGCAGGGGUUGGCUUUCUGACUGGGAACUUAAAAAUCACUCUUCAUGCUUCCCUGGUCCUAUGUGAUAACAGAGUUAGAGACUUGAGUCUGAUUUCAGUCAUCUUCAGGGACCGGUCUGAUGUUGUAGCAAGAAGACUCCCUUUAAAAGUGUUACUGUUCAAAUCAUAUGUCAGGUUGAAUCACAUUCAACAGAGAUAUAUUCUAGAAUACUUUUUUAGAAGAGGCUAAUAAAAUAAAGGGAAGAAUUAUAUUGAAUGGAAUUAUUUUUGAUAAUGAGAAUUAUUUGGGUAGAUUCACGGAGGCUAUGUCAACAUGAUAUUUAGACCAACAGGUGAUCAAAGUUUGGAAAAUACAACGACUUAUUUAAAAACUACCCUUUCUGCUAUUUAGACAAAAACAACUGAUCAGUGGUUCUGUUAUGUCAGCUGGCUUUGUUAGUAUCAUGUUGAAAUAGCUUGAAGUAAUAUCUUUUAUCCCCUUGCAAAUUCUUGUCUUCCAAUCAUCUCCCAUAUAUUUUCAUAAUUAGUUGUUUAUGAUACCUUUGUUUUUCUCCCUCUGCUCAGUAUUUCAAGGAAAAAUUAUGGAUGCCAGUCUUGGCUGCACAAAAUAUCCAUUAUGUACUUAUACAUUUUAAAAUGCAUACUAAUUUUCACUGCUGAUAAUUCUGUAAGGACACAUCAAAGCUGGCCAAAAUAACGAAUUUUUUUAAAAAGCAAUAUCUGGUUUCCACCUUGGACUGACUUUGAUCCUGUUCCACUUUUGAAAUCUUAUUUGUUCCUUUUCCAUCGUGGAUGUUCCUCUACUUUGACAGUUGUGGAGGGCUAAUCAAUCUUAUGUUAGCAGGACAACCCAUGAAAAACAAGUCAGAGAGUGAAGGCUUGUUCCCCUAAUCCUGGCAGAGCAGGGCAUAGAAAAGAGAGGAUGUCCAUGCUUAAUUCUAGAUACUUUUGAGGCAACAUCUUCAGAAAACACGUAAUUUAAUCUUUGCCAUCCUUAGAUAGAGAAGGGCUAUGGAUCACAUACAUUAACAAAAACUACUCCCUUGGAGAAAAUAUCUUUUGAAAAUCAAAUUAAAACAUUUCACUCUGUGCUGCAUAUUUCUUUUACCACUGGCCAUUAUUAUAGGGACCCAUGAAGUAAAUGUCACAAUCAUCUUACUAGCUCUCUCUCUCUCAGCAAAAGAAAACUGUGAUGUGUCUUCUUUGUAAAAGUUUAAAAUGCUAUGCAACUUUUUCUUUAUAGUAAGAGCUUUAUUUUCUUUAAUAAUAUAGUCGAACUUAUAUGUUUUAAUCUCCCUUGUCCCUCAGAAUAAGCAGAAAAUAUAACUGCAGCUGUAUGUCGUAGACACGAGAAUUGAAACUGUGCAGUCAGUAGAGCUGAACUUAGCUAUGAAUUAAUUUAAAUUAAUUCUAAAGUGACUCUGGUUUCCAUUUUAGUCUAUUAGCUAGAGGGUUUUGGCUAUUGCUUUUUUUAAAGUUAGGUCCACACAGUGAAGGGAAAAGAGUCUGUGAAGGUGAUGAGUGUAGCAGGAAGACAUCUAAAAUCAAGACAAUGACAUGGGGGCUUUGUGUACUUAGCUGGAUAAUUCCCUUCCACUGUCCUCUUCCCCUUGGCCGUGUAGAUAAAAUUGUGCAUUCAAAUGAUGGUACUUUGACUUUUGAGGGUUUUUAUUUCUGUUAUUCACAAAAUAAUCAUUCUCAUUUAUGUAUAUUGUAUGUUUAACCCCCAGUGGGAUUUCUGGCUGCUGAAACCGCUUUGGGCCAGGAAGAACAAGGAUGAAGAGGUUCCUGUCAUUUCUUAUGGGGUUCACAGAAUUAUUUGGGGCUUAAAUGGUACAAUGGAGACAGUCAUGUGCAAUGCUUAAGAUGGUCUGACAGGGUCCCUUUUGCUGGAGGUGUUCCUGAAGAGAUUGAACCUAGUAACAGGCUUUAUUUUCAUCCGUGUACAACAUGGCAAAGACUGCUAAGGUUAAAAUACGUCUCGCAUUUGUUACAGCCUCACCUGCACCAGGAUAGAAAGCACAUGAUGGAAUCUGUGAUGUCUAAUGUGUCUUAUGAAAAUUGCCAAACAACUGUCCCUGGGGAUUCUGCUUUGACUGGCAUUUUUAGUCAUGGGAAUGUAUUUUUGCUGAUAUACCUGCUCUAUGUUUGGGCCUCUCUUGCUGUCAUUAUGAUGUAUUUUGAGAUGAUUAGUCAAGAGUCAAGGUUGAGAGUACAGGCCAAGACCAUGGAAAAAAAGCCAUGCUCACUGGCCAGUAAAGAGCUUGAUGCUGCCUGGCCAAAUGAGGUGAUUCAGAUAGAAUCUGAUCCCAUUCAAAGCUUGGUAACUGUCACUGUACAGAAGACAUUGAAAAGGAAGAGGCAUAGUCAUGAUCAAAAGGAUAUAUUGACCGUUAUCUAUAGCCAGGGUAGUUGUUAAUACCUGCUUGUUUGGGGAGAUAUGUUUGAUUAUAGAGAGACUCUGGGCUACUGUCAAACACCGUCAGAUGCAUUAGCAGCCUACUGCAUGGGACAAUCGCAGGCAGAUACGAGGAAUGUAUCCCCUGCCUAUUUUCCUUUAACAAAUGGAAAGCAUUCUCCCCUGUGAGAAAUAAUGCAAUUUCUAAUUAUCUGGAUGUUCAUUGAAAAUAUAUUAGACAUUCUCCCUGAGGUUAAAAACAGUAUAAUGUGACCAGUCUGGUAAAAAGUAUUAAUGAAGUAGCUAAUAUUACAGCUUCAUUUUCUACUAGCACCUAUCAUAAUGGUCUUAGUCAUUUCACACAAAUCAGAACUUCCUUCCCCACUGGGGAGGACAACAUCUUCAUGCUGUGAUCGAAGCAUCCAUUCAGAACACGAGGCAAUAUUGUAGUCCAUAGGGAAUGGAUGCUUCACUUGAUCACCGGACCUCGGCUGCAGAGGCCAUCGCAGCUUUUGAAAAGUGAAGUGGUUAAUUUCCAUUGGCAUCUUUGCUUAUAGCAUUUUUCUCUAACCUGUAACAAGGAGACAUUACAUUUUACUUUAGAACAUGAGAAUAGCAGUUUUGCUCACGACUUACCAUUCCAGCUGCAUGGGAAAGCAAAGCAGAAAACAGUGCCCCAAACGGAAAAAAAAUACUCACACAGAACAAAACAGUUCUUGGUCUUGUUCUUGGUCUUGUCAAACCUUGCCUGAUGCUCUUUCUAAAGUCAAAAUACGAAUGCUAAGAAGGCAUAACCUACAUCCUUCUCUGAUUUCUUCAGCAGGGUCAAAAGACAAGUUACUAGCAAUGGGGAAUGCUUGUCACUGGAGAAAGAGUUUUGUAUAUGUCUGAUACCGUUGUUAUAACAAAACAAAUUUUUUUAUUAUAGUUUUUUGUUUUCUACCUGCACACCCACCAGAAGAGCACAAAGCAAGGCCAUUGCAACAGGCAUUUUAAAAUUAAUAUCAAACAUGCACAUGCUUGUACACACACACACACACACACACACACACACACACACGGGGGCAUUUGUAAAGGUGUCCCUGGAAUGUAAGAUUUAUAACCGUUUAAGGCAAGGUGAAGGCAUUGCCAAGUGUGUGUCCCUCAUAGGACUAGUAUAUAUUCACUGAAAGUUAACCUGAUGAUUUGUUAUUGUUUGAACCAUAUGCUGCUUUGCUUCUGGUUUCUGUUUAGUGUGUUCUUUCUGAUAAGGGGCUGGAAGAUUCUGCAUCACACAUCCUCUGAGACCUACCAUGUCACACACUUUGUUAAUGACAAACUUCACUCUACACUAUACAGUACCUUGUUGAUAUAUUCAGUAAAGUCUUAUUUUAAAAGAAAACCACAUUGUGUUUAUCUGAGUAAGUUCAUUGGGAUACAGUCAAUACUUGUGCCGUUAAUGUAGAAAAAAUGACACGGGAGGGCACGAAUAAAAGAGGUAAUAGGAUUUUCGUAUUCUCCUAUCAUGAACAUGACUUGCAUUUCUAAAGGCCAUUUGAUCCUUUUUGUGUGAGGAGUUUAUAUGAAAUCCUCAUGUUCUUUUAAAUUUCCCAACUAAAUUGUGUGUUCCUAUGAAUACCUUUUAGGUAUGCACACAUACACAGAGCAUCUUAUUUUAUACUGGUGAAAUCUAUGUUGUUUAGGAUAUAGAUAAUGUCAUUGUAUUUAUCCUAUCAGAAUACUCUUUUCCCCUAUUUCAAAAUAGAUGCUAUUGGCUUUAUUUUUUAUUUUUUACAUUUUUUUAAACAUGGUCUCACCAUGUUGCCCAGACUGGUCUCAAACGCCUGGAUGCAAGCAGUCAUCCCGCCUCGAUCGCCCAAAGUGCUGGGAUUACAGGCAUAGGACACCAUGCCCAGCCACACUAUUGGUUUUUAGAUGUCAGAUUUCUUUGAGAAUUCUCAUAGUACUUUUCUGCUUCAGAAUUUAUAGCACAUCCGUCCGUCCUUUCAAUAGGCACUCAAGGAAAUGUAUCUAUUCAUUUGCUCAACUUCAAUUCUGAUUAGUCUCAUGAUUUUUCAGAACCCCUUUUGCUAACUCCUCUUGGCCAUUUCAUUAAUAAUGUAUUUGACAGAGAUUGAAUCAGGAAACAAAUUUAUGACAUUUCAGUUAACUAGUA